CUGAUUUACUACUGUAGUCACUGUAAUAGCCCGCACCGAACGACUACAAACACACACCGCUGAUAUAAAUGCUGGUCUGCCUCGUCGACACAGACUACACGCUUUGCGAUCCCGCACGGCAAAGCUUGGGAUGUAGGGACUGGUAAAGAAGGCUGAUGACCUACCGUCUACUGUAGCGUAGCGACCCCAUCAAGCCUUCGUUCAAACUCCCGCUGGCGGUGAAUCGCGUGGAAAUAAUACUCGAGCAGUCUGGCCUAUUUUGCCACCAAGUUCAAGCCGAUUAUUUGACGGCAAUCCUUUUCUUGCCCUUGGUAGGUCCACUCGGUGUGACAGUAUAGGGAAAGACUGGCCGAUUUUUCACGAUUUGGGGUAAAACCUGAGUUUAAGCCAACGACAUUUAGAGCUAAAUUUCUGUUUUGUAUGAGGGACGUGAAGCCGUUAUCCUUCAUGUACAAAGCGUUUUGAAUUGUGAUCUCGCAACUUGACUGGAACUCUUGCGGACUUAUUAAUUGGCUUUGUUGUGAAGGAAGACUUACAAACAACAAUGUCGAAGCGAAAGUUGGAUAUGACAGAAGUGUUUGCCGCCGCUGAGGCUGAAUUGGGUGAAGAGCUGGGCUCAGGCAGUGAGAGCUCCUGUUCCACUGAUAGGUCAGACCAGGACGGCAAGAAAAACAACAACGGCGCCAAAAGUAGACGUCGCAAGUCCAAGCCUGCCAUGGACAGUUUACUGGAAGAUGAUGAAACGGACGCCAACGGGAAUAGGCACCCGAGAAUGGCGGCAAACGCCCGGGAACGUCACAGGACGCACAGCGUCAAUUCUGCCUUCACAACCCUGCGGGAUCUGAUCCCUACGGAGCCCAAGAACCGUAAACUGUCCAAGAUCGAGACCCUGCGACUAGCCACUAGCUACAUCAGUCAUCUGGGUACCCUUCUGCUUGUUGGCGAUGAGGAGAUAGACCAGCCUUGCAUGCAUCGGGCUAUGGUGGGUCGACAGCCCCACGAACCGGGGCCACGAAUCAUCUGUACAUUCUGUCUCAGUCAUAUGAGGUCAUCUUCAUCUGCAUCGAAAACAACGCCGAUGCGUUCUGGCCAGCGACACAACAUAAACGACAUGAACGGCAUGAUGCACCAUCAUCCCUCCACACACCCCAUGCAUCACCACCACCAUCACCACCAGCAGACAGCGGCCAUGAUGAGAUGAAAUACCCGGAUGGUACACAUGUGCAGGAAAACAUGGACUCUUUACCAUAUUAUGUACUGCGCCUUUUUUGGACACAAGGUUGGCAACUUCAUGAAAAUUUGCUCGAAGGUUUGCAACCUCAUUCCCACUAUAGGAUGACUACGGUUCUUCAAGUUUCGUUGGACCUACAGUGGAUUCUUUGUAAACAGUUUACAUUAUUUUGCAUUAUUAUAUCAUUUUUUUCUCGAUAAUUUAAAAACAAAAUCCUGUAAAGAUUUUAUUAGUAUGCGUAGAGAUUGUUUAAUAGUAGUUCAAGACACUUGCAAGAUGCUGAAAUGUCUGGACAGCGUUGUGUUGCGAGUGAAGCAGAUCCUACUAGAGUUACAAAGAAAAAGCAUUGUUAAGGUGGUGUUCCCUGACUCCUGGAAAUGGCGUAAGCAAUGGAGUGUUAUCCCUUUCACCCUGCUUCGCUCUUGCCAAAUGAAUGACUCCUCAGGGUUGACAUCUAUUAUCCGAAGUCGGAUGUCCUUGUCAUGUCCAGUGCUGUUGCCUAUAAGUUAUGGGAAGGCCUCAGGGUAUACCGUGUCAACAUAGACCGGAUAUCCGCUGUAAUUUAUAGAAUAUGAACCUUCUGAUAAACAAUUAAACAACACAAAGUAUGAAACUUAAAGCAGGUCCAAAGUAAACCUCUGAUUUUAGGCCAAGGAGGGGGGACAUACAGGGAAGCAUAUCUCUCACAACAUUUGAAGCAUGCAAAUAGGCCUGCGAAAGAUCGGACCCUUACAUCGAAAGCAGCACUAGCUGAGGUCAACAUAGUACUUCCGGGGUCAACAGGCGGGGUUAGUUUGCAAAGAGGAGAAUAUUUAUAUCCUGUUCUCCAAUGGCCUCUACUUAUCAACUCUUGAAAACAAAAGCGCCAUGUAGCUUGUUUGGUUUAAUCAAACAUGGCUCGUUAAUGGGUUAACAUAAUCUUUUUAUUAGACAUUAUUAGCCUGACCAGAUAUAAUUUUUGGUAAGAGAAUGAUAUGCAAAAUAAUGUUAGUAUACUAAGCGAAGGGCCACGGUUUCCAUCAUGUAAACAAUUCCUGCAAUUUGCCGUAUAAAAUGACACUGAGCCUUGUACCACUUUGUUUAACAGCUUGCCAGCUCACAAGAAUGCUAUCGUAUAGAUCGCAAAAAGCCGUGUAAUCCAAUUGUCAUCAAUGUCAUCUAUAAAAAAGAUGCUAGACAUGAGCAUCUGUAGCAAAUGAUCAACUUAUCCAGAUGCAAUUGUAUACACGACAUGCUGCAUUUUUUCCAAUGUCAUUUUUUAUAAAGUCGAGGUAACGUCAGGUGGCAGUUGGUAUCAAAUCAACAACGCUGUGACCGGAACAGAUAAGCAGACUGACUUUGUUAUUAACAUAGGAUCUCCCACCAUAGAGUGUGCCUAACACGCAAGAACAUGUGAAUUGUUACCUAAGCAGCUAUUCUGCCAGGUAAUUUGCUGAGUUUUGGGGAGAAACAUUACUGGAAAGAAAGUUGAUUUAUCGGGAGAUGAGAUAGCCAAACUUGAUAGUAAUACUGAGCUUGUAUUAAGUACUUGUACAUGUAAAUGGUACUACUACGCAAUUCCAUGGGCAGUACAAAAGGAUGAAACCUAGAAGAGUAACCGUAAAUGGCUUCCAACAUGAAAAUAAUGCAGACAGAACCAGAUUAUACCAAGUAUCUAAUUGUCGCUGUGUUGGUAUUCUGAUGAAGUGGUUGAAGCCAUUACCUAAAAUGAGUACAUUUAAUUUGUACAGUGUGUUAUUAAGUAUUUACCCAAGUUCUUUGUGUCAGUCGUCUUUAGAUUAUUGAGUACCCCUAACCUGACAAAGAUGUGUCAAGUUGACUCUGUAAUGCUAUAUCGUGACAGUAACAGUUUCUACCAACACUGUGUUGCUAUUCCAUAGCUCCUUUUUCUUCCACUGGCUUUUUUGUGCAACCUGGUGUCGCCAUCCAAUCUCGAUGUUCUUUUUAGAAACGGUAUUGCCUUUAUGGCACGAUAAUGUUUCUCUGACACAUUGUUUUUAAUACAGUGAGUGCUUCUGUCGAAGAUUCUGCUCUUCAAACCAGACGUUAAAAUUCCUUAUCGUAUCAACAUCCAGUAUAAGCUUAAAAAUAUUGUUAGUUUGAUUAUUGUUUGCCUUUUUGUGAAUUCAGUUCCUUGAACUGCCACCAAGCCUCCUGAAUAUUAUGGACCAUAAUACGAGUGCCUGGCGAUGCAUACAUAUUCAUGCAGUUGCUUUACUGUUACAAAUCAUGAUGUAUAGGUCUCGGUUUCUGCAGUAAAUAGCCUCACCAUAUGCUCAAAUCGAAAAAACAGGUUUGUGAUAGAUAGAUAGAUCACAACUCUAUGGGAGCGAAAGACAGGGAAAUACUGAAGUGAAAUAUUUAGGUACAGACUACAAGCGUUUGAUUUCUGGUUAUUUAUUACCUUUAGACAACAGGUUGUUUGGGUUUUUUUUUUUUACUGUAGAUUGGUGUGAGGUCAUUUUUUUAUGUUCUUAAUUCCGUUUAGACGUGACCAUGUAAUUCCAAAAGUACUUAGUUUGUAUGAACUGAAAAUUGAAAUGAUACAAAAUCAUCUCACAUUUCAUAUUUAUUCCUGAAAUGUUAUAUCCAUGCAAAGGUAUAUUUUCUGAUAAAACGUUUACAGAUACAAGCUGAAGUGAACGAUGCUUUCUAGUGAAACUUGAUGCAAAUGAUCAAAUUUAAGCAACGGUGUAGUUGAAAGGACAUUAACUCAAUGGGAAUACAAAAUAUUCGUUAACGAAAUUUAAAACUUUGGAAAGGUACUGUUAAUCCGAUGUAAUGUUUUUUUCCUAGUACUGACAUUCAACGAGACUUUGUGAGAAGAUGUACCUUUUUUUUUCGUUUCUUCAUUUCACUCCCAUUUAAGUUCUUGUUUGUAUUUUGCGAUUUCACUUUGGUUUAUCCUUUUUUGGCCUCUGCCAUGACACAAGAGUAGCUUAAUCAUUGUGGCACGGUGUGACUGCUUGUAGGGAAAUUGUCCAAACAUGAAAGACAUUGGCAUUGUUAAUAUCAAAGUGUUAGUGGAAAGAUUGUACAGUAACAACCAUUCUUGGCAACUGUUUCCCGAUUUCCUUGUAUUUACCUGUAGUUUUGUAUUUUCUAACGAGGGUUUAGAGUAUAAGAGGCCUGGGUGACCUCACCUUGAGGAAUUGUCAAUAACUUCCUGUCAGUACUUGUUAGUGUUUCCAGUGGGUUUCCAAAAAAGGUCCGCAUUUGAUUUGAGGCUGUUUUUCCAAAGAAUAGGAUGGAAGUGUCACUCUUAGCAUCAUGGACCGAGAGAAAGUUUAUCGUUGAGAAGUAACUCUACGACACAAGCAACAUGUAUCUUCUCUGAUUUUGCGAAUUUGCAAACUUCGUUGUCCGCUCUUUAAUCUGUAAAAUGCUCUCCAACCUCAUAAUUAUAUUCUCAAACCUUACUAUUUUCAUAUCAGCCUUUAUGUUACGUCGUUAUAACCCCAUCAAUGGGAAUGUUCAAUGUUUUACUUCAUAGCUUUCAAAUAACACAAGGAUACAACGACUUGACUUUCACAGUUUUUUGGUUCGAGGGUUGUGUGUUUUUCAGUUAGGUUUUUAAACACGAUAACAUAAACUACGCGCUGUGUAUUAUAUCUAAUUCUUAAUUAAUGAUCUUGCUAAGAAUCAUGGUAAAGACAAUACUUUGUAUCACAUUUCAAGAUUAUCCUUUGUACAAUAACUAUUCGUCAACCUGCGUUUUACAGUACGUAAAGCAAUUAAAUGCGAUGUAAUUUUUCUAAAAGUACGCAGUUAACAUUUGUUUUUAUAAAUACAAAGUUAAUUAAUUUACUUUCUGCUGAUUGAUUAAUUUUUUGGCAUUCUCUGAAUUUUUAGAGCACAAUAAGUAAAAUGAUGGGGGGACAUACAGUCACCUUUGUGCGAGGUUGUCCAGCCGCUGUGUUGUCGCACAACAUCCAUUUCACUAGAAAAUCUAGGUUGUUAUGUAAAUUUGGUUUGGUUUAAUCUGGAUGAAAUACAUGUAGCAUCGCAACUUACCCAAAGAAGG
Molecule: messenger RNA, 5255 nt
Organism: Acanthaster planci (crown-of-thorns starfish)
Lineage: Eukaryota; Metazoa; Echinodermata; Asteroidea; Valvatida; Acanthasteridae
Biological process (GO): developmental process; regulation of transcription by RNA polymerase II
Molecular function (GO): RNA polymerase II transcription regulatory region sequence-specific DNA binding; protein dimerization activity; DNA-binding transcription factor activity, RNA polymerase II-specific
Source: RefSeq, a predicted model, not a curated record